Molecule: messenger RNA, 909 nt
Organism: Trichoderma atroviride IMI 206040
Lineage: Eukaryota; Fungi; Ascomycota; Sordariomycetes; Hypocreales; Hypocreaceae
Cellular component (GO): catalytic step 2 spliceosome
Source: RefSeq, a predicted model, not a curated record
AUGGCAUCUUCUUAUAGUGCGGCGGCGGCAGAAUUACCACGAUCGGCUGAUGAGGACCGCCCAGCGCCAGAGACCACCGAAGAUGUAUCACUCAAGAGAAAGGCUGAAGAUGAGAGACCCGAGGAUGUUUCCCCCAAGCGCGCGAAGCACGAUGACGACGACCAGGACGAUGCCACAGUUUCGAAACGGCCACCAUCACCUAGCCAUGGCCACGACAAUGGGGAAGGCGCAUCGGCCGCGGCAGCCCAAGACCGACGCAAAAUAGUGAUGCAAGAAGAGAAGAAGCGGGGAAAGCGGCUGUUUGGCGGCUUGAUGAGCACUCUAAGCCAGACAUCUAACACGUCUCAGCAGCAGAAGCGGCGGCAGGAAAUUGAGCGCCGCCAGCAAGAACGGAUGCAGAAGCAGAGAGUUGAAGAUGACCAGAAGAGAAGCGAGAAGCUGGAGAAGCUGUAUCAGAUACGCAUGGCGGAGCAGAUUGUGUUUGACGAAGAAGUGAUGAAGAACAAGCACGAAAAACGAUUAGCCAUGGCGAAAUUCCUGCGGACUACAUCUGAGCCUGCGAUUUUCUAUCUACCGUGGAAGGUCACAGCAGAUCAAAAAGACACCAUCGACGACCAGAUCCAGAGGGCGAGGGCCUCAAUAGAGAAGGAAGUUGAGCAAUUCAAGGCUCGGAAACAGCGGCAUAUUGAGCGGUAUGGUCCCCCAGCGAGGCAAACAAGCGUGACCCCUGAUGAACCUGCUGCUGCCACGAGAGCGCCUGAACGCGAGAGCCCUGUCCGGAGCCCGCAUCACGGCGCCGACAAGACUCACCUACAAGAGCGAAGAGUAUCUCAAGACAUACACAAGGGGCAUCACGACGAAUCUGGUGAUGAUCUUGAGGAGGCUGAGGAGGACAUGGUGAUUUACUGA